This is a messenger RNA of Myxocyprinus asiaticus (Chinese sucker), 1438 nucleotides long. RefSeq names its product UPF0547 protein C16orf87 homolog. The transcript has 4 exons. Bases 311 to 763 code for a protein of 150 amino acids. The record is from RefSeq and is a predicted model, not a curated record. NCBI's taxonomy places the organism in Eukaryota, Metazoa, Chordata, Actinopteri, Cypriniformes, Catostomidae.
AGGCUUAAGCUUAGAGUAAGGUUUAGGGGUAUGGGUAGAUGUUUGGUUUCUGUGGGACCCAAAAAAAAAAUUGGUGAAUGUCGCGAGACUUUUCCCAGCUCGAGAGGGUUCCCUUCUAGACACGACCCGGGAAAGAGUACACCACCACAUAGCGCAUGCGUAUUGUGCACAGUGUGAUUGAUGGUCCGUUGGCUGUUUGUGUGUGCUGGAGCACCCGAGAACCCGAUCAGCUGCACUUCUAGCCAGUGUGUGCAGCUGGAAGCUUCACCGCCGAGGUCGAAGGAUAUUAUUGAGGCUCCUCGUUAUAAAUAUGUCUACAAAUAAAGUAAAGAAAGUAAAAAUGGCUACCAAAUCAUGCCCCGAGUGUGACCAACAGAUCCCUGUGGCUUGUAAAUCCUGUCCUUGUGGUUACGUCUUCAUCAGCCGAAAGCUUCUCAAUGCUAAAUUAAACGAGAGAUCAAAUCCAGUGAUGGAUCCCAAAAGAAGACGUACAGAAAGAAUCAGAAAAGAGAAGAUAAACUUAACAUCUACCAAUGAUAUGGAAAAUGGGAGACAAUCCCGUUCUAACAGUCAAUCAGAUCCAAUUCGUAGAGGGCGCGGCAGACCAAAAACUGUUGGACUGAAGAAGCAGGAGGAAGAAAAAGAAAAACAGGAAAAGGAGGUUGACAUUUAUGCCAACCUCUCAGAUGAGAAGGCUUUUGUGUUCUCUGUGGCCUUGGCUGAGAUUAACCGCAAAAUUUUGGGCCAGAGACUCAUCCUGUAGGAGGGGGUGGUGGAAACAAUUGCAGCCGAAACUCAGGACUCUCACGACGUGGGUAUGCGGGUGUCCCAUAUGUCUGAUGGAAAAGAGGGUGGAAAACUGUGACCCGGAAAUGCUUAUGACUGUGGCUUAAACCCUGCCUGUGUGGCCGAAGCUCAGUGGUCCUACCGUGGAUAAUUCAGACACAUGCUCUGCAGAUCUCUAUGAGGGGAAAAAUGACUGUUAUACUCGACAAGAGAGAAAAACUAGUAAAUGUUAAUGGUGUAGGAUUCUAUUUAUCUUUUAAUCAAAAUUGUAUGGAUUGUAUUAAGGUUUCCUCAGUCAUUUCCUAAAAAUUCAAGCUGUUUUUCAGGAAACAGUGAGUUCAUUGUGCACCGCAAAAGAGCAAUAGAUGUGCAAGGUAUGUGCAUUAUAUCACAUGGCUGGAACCAUUUAAUUCAAACAUGUAAGCUGAUCUUUUAUACUGUUUAUUUAGGUGCCAGUGAGCCAUAUGAAUUUAUAAGUAACUUAAUGGGUUUUAAACCCAGGGGAAUGCCUGAUAAAUGAUUAUUUAUUAUGCCUCUACCACCCUAAUUUAAGUGCAUAUUUUUAUUUUGUUUUCCUUUUGUUAUUGUUUUACAAAUGGUAACUAUGUGUAAAAUUCACCCUGUAUAUGGAUUUAUUAAAAUCAAGUCACAA